Molecule: messenger RNA, 3551 nt
Organism: Pseudopipra pipra
Lineage: Eukaryota; Metazoa; Chordata; Aves; Passeriformes; Pipridae
Gene: MINDY4
Product: MINDY lysine 48 deubiquitinase 4
Exons: 18
Coding region: 165-2438 (757 amino acids)
Biological process (GO): protein K48-linked deubiquitination
Molecular function (GO): cysteine-type deubiquitinase activity; K48-linked deubiquitinase activity
Source: RefSeq, a predicted model, not a curated record
GAGGAGUUCUCCCAGCUUCCUAUGACAUGGUCUCCACAGCAACAUCCCUGCGGGAGCCGGCCCGGCACAGCCGCCCCGAGGAGCUGCGAUGCCGCCGGGCUCCGGGGAGUUGGGAGGAGAAGUAAAAAACAUCCUCCCCCCACGAGCAGGGUUUGGGCUAAAAGAUGGACAACUCCUUUGUGGAAGAAGUGGCCGCAUCACUGGUGAGAGAAUUUCUCAGUAGAAAGGGUUUGAAGAAAACCAUCGCCAUCAUGGACCGGGAGCUUCCACGUUCUGAGCUCAGCAUCAAUAACAGGAAUGAGCUUCGGAAUGUCCUGCAUCUGCACUCCUUGUACAAGCAGAACAAGGCAAAGGAGAACCCACUGAAAACACUUCUUGAAAUUAUUACUAAUUACUUCCUCGAACACCGUGGGACUUCCAGGAGCACUGGUUCCAGUUCUACUCUGUCAGCUCCUCAGAGUAAGAGCUCAACAUCCCAUCCACCCGACCUCUUGGAUGAGGAUCAUGUGCAUGGGAAUGCCAUUACACUUGAUGAAAGCAAAACUCAAGCUUCCAGAUAUGAUGUCGAGAAUCCACUGGAUAAAAUUCCUUCAUCCAGAAGACAUCAGCACAGAAGUGAAAAGUGCCACACAGGAACAACACCCAACAGCCACUUACCCUCUGAUGGGGACAAAAAGUUAAAAGAUAGUCAAGAAGAUUUAAAAGCAGCGACGAUUUCCGAGGAGACGAAAUCCACAGUGAAGGAGAAGUCAAAGCUCAGGUCUGGUCUCAUUGCCAGAGGAAUGAUGGCUGGACCAGUAGCAAGUUCACCAGAGGAUCUCCAAAAAAGGAGGCUUUCAAGAAGAUCCACCAGCAUAAGCAGCACAGCACAGGUCAAGGGUGAAGAGCAUGAAGAACAUGACCUGAGAGUCCCAAAUACUGAUUUUCAGGAAAGCAAAGGAUCUCCAACACAAGUAAACGUGGAGUUUGCAUCAAAGACUGUGCCAGGCUCACACACGAGUUCAGCCUCUGAAAAACUAAGGAAUGUCCCCAAAGAUCCAGAUGACUUUAUUGCCAGGCUGCUGUCUGAGAGAGAGAGGACCAAGACAGAGGAAAGAAAAUCAGUUCCAAGCUUUGGUACAGACAGCAGUGAAAAAAGCCUUAAAGUGAGUGCCCCUCACAGGCAUUCAGGGUCUGGGAGAGAGAAGAGGGAAAGAUCCCUCAAGAAGAGUGAGAGUCGGUUGUCAGGCCACAGGAAGUCUCCAACAUCCACUGGCUAUAAAGAAGACCAAAUGAAAGAAGUCCUAGAAUUAGUCAAUGUUGAGGAUGAAGAAACAACUGGAGAAAUUAAUAAGAACCCAGACCUUUCAACACUGUACAUGCUUCAAAUAGUAUCCAAGGCAAUUGAUAUUUCCCUUGCAAAAGAAUUAAAAAACCUUUUGUUUGGCUCUAGUCUUUGUUGCUUCAGUGAAGAAUGGAAAAUCCAGAGUUUUACAUUUAGCAAUAUACCACAGUUAAAAUAUGGCAUUGUGCAGAAAAAGGGUGGCCCGUGUGGAGUCCUGGCUGCAGUUCAAGCCUGUGUCCUGCAGCAGCUGCUCUUUGCAGACAGUAACAGGAAUAAAGACACCCGUUGUCUCCAGCCCUCAGAAGUUUACAGGACCAAGUGCCUGACCAUGGCCAUCGCAGACAUCCUGUGGCGAGCGGGGGGCCACGAGAAAGCCAUCGUGGCCCUGCCAUCAGGAAGACAACAGUUCACUCCCAUAGGAAAAUACAAGGCAGAUGGAAUCUUAGAAACUCUGAUACUACACAGUGCCACGAGAUAUGAAGACCUGAUUGUGUUUCUUCAGCAGAGCAUUCACCAGUUCGAAAUUGGUCCCUGUGGGUGCAUCCUCCUGACUGUGUCUGUCAUCUUAUCAAGAUCAAUCAAUCUGGUGCGCAACGACUUCGAUGUGCUCACGAACCGCCUCAUCGGCAGCCACGGCUACUGCACUCAGGAAUUGGUGAACCUGCUUUUGACUGGCAAAGCUGUGUCCAAUGUUUUCAACAACGUGAUAGAGCUGGACUCUGGGAAUGGGAAUAUCACGAUCUUGAAAGGCAUCACCAGCCGCAGUGACAUCGGUUUGCUGUCUCUCUUCGAGCACUAUGAUGUCUGUCAGGUUGGUUGCUACUUGAAGACCCCCAAGUACCCAAUUUGGUUGGUAUGCAGUGAGAGCCACUUCAGUGUCCUUUUCUGCUUGGAAAAGGAUUUACUCAGUGACUGGAAAACGGGAAGGAGGUUUGACCUUUACUACUACGAUGGCUUGGCCAACCAGGACGAGGAGAUCCGGUUGACAGUCGAUACAACUCAGGUGUGCACUGAAGAUAAAGAAAAUGAUCUCACUCCUCCACUUGAGCAUUGUAUUAGGACAAAGUGGCAAGGAGCUGUCAUCGACUGGAAUGGCACGGAACCAAUCUUGUGACUGACCUGACCUGCACUUUAUUUGCCAGGACAAAAAGGAAAUGACUGAAUUAGCACAUUCCUAUUCCCACCAAUAAAGGAAAUAGGACAAGAGUUGUGCAGUGUCUGUUGAGGAAGAAUGACAUGGUUUACAGGCUGGAGGAGUUUCACCUCAAUCACCUUGUGCUUCAGAUAUUUUGCGUAAAAUAUAAACAACACUUACGUAAAUCCCUUGUCACUGCCUUCAGCAUAAAACUUCUGAGGGCAGGCUGAGUUCCCACCACCAGACUGAGGUUACAGAUGAAGCAGUGAAGUCGUCAACGUCCCCUUGAGGUCUCUUUCUGGAUCCACUCUGUAUCCUGCAAUUGUUUGAAAGCAUCUGAUGAAAGAUGCUGAACCCAGAUUUCUCUCUCUGGGCUUGCCUUCUCUGUACUGCCUUGUUCUUCUCCAGCAAAACUCCAGUGCCAGUAUAAAAUAUCAUCCCAGAAAAAUAUAUUCACUUCCUUACCUGCUAUUAUAAGCACUAAAUAGAUUGGUGACCGUAAGGGCUUUUCAGAUAAAGCCUGGCCUAUACAAAGUUCUUGUUGUGUCAUAAAUUUGCAGUAAGAAUUGUGGUUUUGUGUUACCAAGAUAAUAGCACUAGUACAUUCUUGCUACUGGGUGCAGUUGGUGUGUAACAGUGCCUCGUGCUGAUAUAGCUCAUUUUUCUUCCUGGAUAAGAGGCAGCUGUAUCAGUAUCUUUACAUUUAUACUGUUACUUAUACUCCCAGGUUACAGAUUAGAUCUGUGGUUUGCUCCUUCAGAAUUACAAAUAAACCAUAAGAGUUGUUAGGUUUGAAAUUUAAAUGGUGCCUAUCUGUGAUAGAUACCAGUUUUCAUGAUUAAAUAAAGUGCAUGUACUGGAAUGAGGUACCGUGGAGACAUAUAAUGAGGUACUGAAGCAGGAGUUUGUAUUCUGAAAUUAAUUCUGUAAGUGACAUGUUUUAGCAGCACUUGACCAAAAUUGGAACAAGUUACUGUACUGAAGAUUGGAAAAAAAUACCUUGGAAAAAAGGCAGAUAAAUGGUCUUUCUAGAAUUAUUCCUCUCUCUUGAGUGAAUAUUUCAUGAGAGUUUAAUAAAGAACUUUUACUUUC